CAAUAAUAUCAUACUUUUUUAACACGUAUAUUUUUGCAAAACUGACCUACAGUAAGCCGACGAAAAGUACCUACAUACUUAAUUAUAUUUUAUUAGGAUCAAUGCAAAAAUUUGGAAAGUUUCUUUAUUUCAAUUAUAAGUUUAGUUACCUAUACUUUUUUGCUGAGCUUAAUUAAAUCAUUAAAAAUGCAAACACCAUUAGUAAACUUAAUAAAACUAACAAAUUAUCGAAAAUUUAUUAAAUGUAAAAUGUGAGCGCAGGUCAUGAACAUUGCUUUUAAACAAAAUUAUAAUUAUGUACAUGCAUCUGUACAUUUAUAUUUUUAUAUAUAGAUAUAUUAAAUAUGAAAUUAAUUUUUUGCCUUAUACCAGGCAUAUUUCUAAACAACGAUUGGACAGCAUUCAUAUAUUUCAAUAAAAAAGAGAAUUUAAAGAAAUAAAAUCAGAUUGCGAAAAACAACUGCCAAUAAAGCAUUAACUUUUUCAAGCACCUACAUUGUGUAAAAACAAAUUUUGGAUAAAUUGUUAGGAGCCAAGCUCUGACCCCUUUACCUGAUGUUAAAAAAUAUAUUGAGAGGACCAUUUUAAGAAGGAAUCUUUAUUUCAAAAAAAAGUUAAAAAUUCGAUCAAAAAUAUAUGAAAGUCGCAUGAACAAAACUUACUAAACAAAAUUUAUUUGCGAAUAUCGAUCACAAAUCUGUUAUAAUUCUGUGUUAUUACCAACUUAAGAGAUUUAUUUUAAAUAUUUGAAAAAUUAUUUUAAAUAAGGAACAUUAUUUUAAUACCAUAACAAGCCAAAAACAAGAUAUUAAAUUUAAUUUUAAAAAUUUGCUAAAAUUUUUAAAAUUAUUAAUUGGAAAAAAAACAUAUUGAUUUUUAAAACAAAAGAAUGGAUGUUAAUGGAUUAUCUAUUGGAAACAUUCCAAAUACUGAUACCCCACCUCCAGGCUACAUGUCGGAAGAUGGAGAUCCAAUUGAUCAAAAUGAUAAUCUUAAUUCAUCCAGAUUAACACCUAGUCCACAGUCUGAUGCUCAACCAGUUUUAUAUCGCGAACCGGCAUUUUGGUGUUCAAUAAGUUAUUAUGAACUCAAUAUAAGAGUUGGAGAAACAUUCCAUGCUUCACAACCUUCAAUUACAGUAGAUGGUUUUACAGAUCCAUCAAAUUCCGAAAGAUUUUGUUUGGGACUUUUGUCAAACGUUAAUCGAAAUGAAGUUGUUGAACAAACUCGACGCCAUAUUGGUAAAGGAGUACGUUUAUAUUACAUAGGUGGUGAAGUUUUUGCGGAAUGUUUAAGUGAUUCUAGUAUAUUUGUUCAAAGUCCAAAUUGUAACCAAAGAUAUGGAUGGCACCCAGCGACUGUUUGUAAGAUACCACCUGGAUGUAAUUUGAAGAUAUUCAAUAAUCAGGAAUUUGCGGCGUUAUUAUCGCAAUCCGUAUCUCAAGGAUUUGAAGCAGUAUAUCAAUUAACACGUAUGUGUACGAUAAGAAUGUCAUUUGUUAAAGGAUGGGGAGCUGAAUAUAGAAGACAAACAGUUACAUCAACACCCUGUUGGAUAGAAUUGCAUUUAAAUGGUCCAUUGCAAUGGUUGGAUCGAGUCUUAACUCAAAUGGGAUCUCCACGACUUCCAUGCAGCUCUAUGUCAUAAACUUAUAUUUAAAAUAACAUAAAAAAUGUUUUAUGUAAUAACUUUUUGUUUUGAUUUUAAUUUUUAUUGUAUUUCACAAUACAAAAAACAAGAAUUGAUGAUUAGGAUUAUUGUAAUUAAGGAAAAGAAAAUAAUAUAUUCUUUUUGAAAAAGAGGAUAAUUAUGAGAUAAAGAAGUAGAAAUUAUAUAUAUUAUAAC
Molecule: messenger RNA, 1846 nt
Organism: Condylostylus longicornis
Lineage: Eukaryota; Metazoa; Arthropoda; Insecta; Diptera; Dolichopodidae
Gene: Smox
Product: mothers against decapentaplegic homolog 3
Exons: 2
Coding region: 890-1648 (252 amino acids)
Biological process (GO): SMAD protein signal transduction; anatomical structure morphogenesis; BMP signaling pathway
Cellular component (GO): heteromeric SMAD protein complex
Molecular function (GO): I-SMAD binding; DNA-binding transcription factor activity, RNA polymerase II-specific; RNA polymerase II cis-regulatory region sequence-specific DNA binding
Source: RefSeq, a predicted model, not a curated record